Chiloscyllium plagiosum (whitespotted bambooshark) is the source of this 1044-nucleotide messenger RNA. The record is from RefSeq and is a predicted model, not a curated record. NCBI's taxonomy places the organism in Eukaryota, Metazoa, Chordata, Chondrichthyes, Orectolobiformes, Hemiscylliidae.
AAAGCUCCAAAAGUGGACCUGAAUGUCAGUCUCCCCAAAGUUGAUGUCUCACUAGAGAAACCUGAGGUGGAUAUCAAAGUACCGAGUGUCGAUGUCACAGCAGGCAAGAUGGAAGGUGAUCUUUGUGUUGGGAAGAUGGACAUCAAAGGGCCUGAUGUCGGUCUAAAACUGCCUGAAGUGGAAAAACCAAAAUGCGAUGUAGACAUCACAAAUGUGAAAGGGAAGUUGGAUGUCGAUGUGUCCAUACCAAAACCUGAAUUUGACGUAUCACCUCCAGGAAUGUCAUUGGAUGUUAAAGCUCCAUCAACCGAUGUGGAUUUAUCUACAGUUGAUGUAGAUUUAUAUUCAGCAGAUCUAAAGGUGAAAGGUGAGGGAGCAAAGUUCAAAAUGCCAACCAUGAAAAUGCCAUCAUUUGGUAUUUCUCUUCCAAAGUUCAAAGGACCUGACGUUGAUGUGAGUGUGAGCAAGCCAGACAUUGGUAUUUCAGUUGAAAAACCAGAGAUCGAUAUUGCAGGUCCCAAAAUUGAUGUAAAAACACCAAAACUAGAAAGUGAUCUGCAGGCACCGGAUAUUGACAUUGAAGUUAAAGGGGGAAAAAUGAAACUGCCCAAAUUCAAAACUCCAAAAUUUGGAUUUUCCACUCCCGAUAUAAAAGCUCCAAAAGUAGACCUGAAUGUCAAUCUUCCCAAAGUUGAUGUCUCACAAGAGAAACCUGAGGUGGAUAUGAAAGUUCCGAGUGUCGAUGUCACAGCAGGCAAGAUGGAAGGUGAUCUUAGUCUUGGGAAGAUCGACAUCAAAGGUCCUGAUGUCAGUCCAAAACUGCCUGAAGUGGAAAAACCAAACGUCGAUGUUGAAUUGCCAAAAGUGAAAGGGAAGUUGGAUGUCGAUGUGUCCAUGCCAAAGCCUGAAAUUGAUAUUUCAGCUCCAGGAAUGUCAGUGGACAUUAACCCUCCAUCAGCUGACAUUGAUGUGUCAGCAGUUGAUGUAGAUUUAGAUUCAGCAGAUCUCAAGAUUAAAGGUGAGGGUGCAAAGUUCAAAAUGCCA